This is a messenger RNA of Prorocentrum cordatum, 5315 nucleotides long. The record is from the annotation of a GenBank genome assembly. Lineage: Eukaryota; Dinophyceae; Prorocentrales; Prorocentraceae.
CUGCCGCUGCGAGGGACGGCGGACGACCCCCUGGGCCUGAAGAGGAGCAGGCGGGCGGCCGCCCGGGACGGCUCGAGGUCACAGGCCUCGCAGCAGUCGGAGGUCCAGGACCGCGCGCUCACGAAGCUGAGCUACGUGCACAACUGCCGCGAGCUCCUCGGGGAGCUCCGCUACAGCCUGGAGCGCCGGAAGCUGGAGGUGCACUCGAACGUGAAGAGGGCCGUGAAGCACAUCCCCGCGGAGGGCGGGCUGGACGCGGCGCGCCCGCACUCCAAGUGCUCGGAGCGGACGACCGCGGCCUCGCCGCGGCGCUCGCCCUCGCCGCCACCGGCCGGCGCCUCGCCGCCCACGCCGCGCCUCGCCGACCGCGGCGGCCCCCGCUGCAGCUCCGUGAUGACGAUGGGCAGCCCGCUGGAGCCUGAAUGGGUUCGUGCCAUCCUCACCACCGUCACGGGCUUGGACUCCAAGCUCUUGACGUUCCAGCAGGAGGUGAGCGCUCCCGUCACUGAGAUGCGCCUGGUCUACGACCAGAUGGCGGCGCGUAUUGACAUUUUCGACGCCAGCAUGGAGCAGUACCAGACACUUGAGGAGUCGAUGGCGGCUUACCUCGGCGGAGUAGCACUCUUCGCCUGGGUCGCCGUGAUAGCCCCCUCGCUCUCCGGCUGGCUGGCCGGCUCCGCUGCUGGCCGCUCCGCGCCGGCAGGCCCAGGCCGCGCAGCGGCCGUCGACUGGUGCUGGGAGCCCCCGCCGUGGGACUGCUCCUGUUCCUGCACCUGCCCGUCGUCGGCGGCGCCCGAGCCGCCUGCCCCGCCCCCGCUGGGGGCCUCAGUGCGGCUCGCGCCCGACGGAGCCGCGGCGAUCGAGGUGGUGUGGCCGUGGCUGGGAGGCCUCGCGGUCUCACCCGACCUCGCCCUCGCCGGCUGCCUGGGGUUCGGGAUUUUCGAGUUGCUCGUGUCGUUCGUCACUGAUCCUGGGUUCAGGCACGAGCGCGUCAUCGUGUGGCCGUGUCACGAGGGAUCGUGGAUCGUGUACACGGGCGGCGGCGACCUGUACGUGGAGGAAGAGAAGGACUGGGACAAGGUGUGCCUCAUGACGGCGGGUCAGCCGCCGAGGUCUCUGCCAGACGACGGGGCCAAGGUCGUGCAGUUUGCGAGGUUCCCGACGGACGACGAGCUACGUGGGCUCAUCGCCGAGGCCCGCGCCGAGGUGGCGUCCUUGCGGGAGUCCGAGCCUGACCGCGGCGUGCCGUCGGACCCGACCUACUUCCUGUCGGAGGAUGGCCGCCAGCACCCACUCCUUCGCCGCCGCCUCCAGGGCAAGCAGGUGAGGCGCGCCGGCAGGGAAGGCAACCCACCUGUCGCCGAUGCGGGCGCUGCGGCUGCCGAGUCCCAUGGCGGCGCUGAGGAUGUGGGUGGCGACGCGCUGGCCGCCGACGGUGAGCGACAUCGCUGGCUCGUGAGCGAGCCCGGUCUGGUCUGGGAGUUGGGCACCCCUGUGCCGCACGCAUCCGUCAUGAUCAGGCUGGGUGACCGCGGCGUCGCCGACAUCAACGGCGUGACGGUGCCGGCGCAGAGCGUUCCCGAGGCGGAGGUGGGCGACUACGCGUCCAUGAAGACCUCGGCCUACGAGGUGGCGAUCCGCGACGCCGACGGCACGCCCACGGACUUCGGGCGGCGUGUCGGGAUCGUGCCGAGCCACUCGCCCUCCCACGGCGAGGCAGCCAAGCCGACCGCCCCCGUGGAGGCCACCGAGCCGGGUGAUGUUCGCACCCUGUGGGUGGACACUGACGCCAUGAACGUCCGAUUCAAGUCGCGGCGUAACGUGGUCAUGGAGAGCUACCCCACGGUGUGGACCGACAGCCCCGUGGAGGGGCCGUCUAGCGUGAUGUAUAUUCUCAGUCCAUGCGGGUCCGAGCCCGCGACCUUCCGAUCGCUGCCGACGCCGUCGCGGCUGGCGGUCUUCCCUCCGCUGGACGCGGAGCACCUGUCGCCGCCGCGACGGGCCAGCCUUCCAAAGGACCGGGCCGUGGGGGUCCAGAUCUACAUGGAUCCACCCUCCGACCUCUCUCCGAAGGAGGCCUUUCAGGGGCUACUUCGAGGCCGCGGGGUCUACGACACCGAGACGGCCUACACUACCCUGGCACCCUACCAACGGGGCGCGGUAUCUCUUCCCUGUGACGUCUCGACGGCCCCGGCUGUGGGAACCCUGGUCACGGGGCGCGCCCUCGAGUAUCUGGUAGAGGCAGAGGAGCAGAUGAUCAGGACUGAUGCUGAGGUCCAGCUUGACCGUGAGACGAAUGGCGAAAUCAAGACCUACACCGACCCCCUGCUCGCCAAUAGCCGCCGCCGAUACUCCACCUUCGUGAAGGACCUGAAGCGGAAAGGCUUGGUGGGCUUCACCCGCGAUCCCAAGGAGUUCGUAGGUGUUUUCUUCGUGUGGAAGAAGGAGCGCGCCUCCAUGAGGACUUUUCACCGCAUGAUGUUCGGCAACCACCUCUCUAAGUACUUCUGCUACCCAGGCGGCCUGGCCAAGGAGUUCGGCAUCGUCGGGCAGGUGGUGGAGGGGGUGUCUGUGCGCGCCGACGACUACCUCUGGCCUUGCGCCCUCGCGCUGCCCAUGGGCUGGACGUGGUCGCUCUACUUCGCCCAGGUGGCCAACCUCGGCCUGGUGGAGCGGGUCCCCGCGCUCACGUCGAGCUGCGUGGCUACCGAUCGGGGGCCGCCUAUCGUGCUGACCCCGACCUCCUCCUGGCACUACGUCUACGUCGACAAUGUGGGGCUCUUGUCGCUCGACGCCUCCUACGUCAAGGGGGCCCUGGCGGAUACCAUCGCGGCCUUCGACGCCGCGGGCCUCAUCAUGCAUGACAUCUCGGUGGACUCCGACAUCGCCGAGGCGCUGGGAGUGACGCUCGAUGGCCGGAAGCACCAGACCCUCGUCAACCACCGGCGCUACUGGAAGGUCAGACUGGCCCUCCGGUGGGCCCUCUCCCUGCGUCGCUUGGCGGGGCGGGAGCUCGAAGUUUUGCUUGGCCACUGUACAUUCGUCGGCUUGAUGUGCCGGGAAACCCUGUCCGUGCGGCACACCGUCUACACCUUCAUCCGCGAGCGGUACUGGGCCAAGAGCGACGUGUGGGACUCCGCGCGGCAGGAGCUCGAGUGUUUCCUCGGGCUGAUGCCGCUCCUUCGCUCUGAGUGGGAUCGGCCGUGGCUCGCGCAAGUACUGUCCGUGGACGCCAGCCCGUACGGCUGGGGGAUUGCCAGCUCCGAGUUCGGAGAGUCGACGGUGAAAAAGCAAGGCAGGAUCCUCGAACGAUCUCGCUUCCGUCGUCUCGGAGGGUUGCCGGCUCGGGCCAGUGCCCUCGCUGCCGCGGGGUUUGUCUACUCACCCACCACCGCUCGAUGGCAGGUCAAUGACGAGAAGGAGCGUGACCCCUCGGACGUUCAGGAGGCGGGUGCCUGGGAGAUGCGUAAGGACUUCCCUGAGAUUCCUGGGGCCCUCCUCCACGGGGAUCGGUGGCGCUUGAUUUUGCAUGGCAAGUGGGCCUACUCCGAGGAUAUCCUGAUUCUUGAGGCUCGCGUCCUGGUCAAAGCUGUCGCAAGAGUUUGUAAUUGUGUUCCAGGUGGAUUCUGCAGAGUAUUGUUAUUGGGAGAUAAUAUGUCGGUGAUAUUAGCCUGUGAAAGAUUUCGGGCCCGCAGCUUCGGGCUCUUGGUGCAGAUCAGACGGAUCGCGGCCUACGCUCUGGCCCGAGGGGUUCGAUUUGGGUUCAGGUGGCAUCCCUCAGAGCUCAAUAGUAGCGACGCUGGGUCCCGUAUCUACGACCCCAACUACGACUCCACGAAGGAUCUCACUCGCCUGGUGGCUGAUGGACACGGACCCGGUGAAGUCCUGCCUCAGCCUGCGGAUCUACCUCGAUCCGACGACGUCGUGGCUCAAGAUCCAGGAUCGCUCGACACCCCUGAUCCCUUCGCCUGCACCGUAUUCCACGACUGCCAUGAAGCGGACCCGCACCCUGGAGGCGCCGAGUCACAACAUCGCGGGCCAGAAGAGCCGGCGCACGACGACCAGUACGCAUCCGACGGCGACUUCCUGUCUGCCUUCAGCGACCCCGGGGCCAUCGAGGACACGUACCCUCCCGCGACCGGAGAUUCGCUCGAAGCUGGGUACCUGCAGCUAGCCGAGACCCUGCCGCCGCAGUCGUCGGUGCUGGAGGAGAUGGCCGUCUCGGUGCGCACGCAGCGCCAGUACGUCAUGGAGCUGCAGGGGUUCGUGGACUUUGCCUACCUGCGGCAGCUGCGCACCGCCACGUCCGCGCUCCUCGACGCCGCCCUGGUAGAGUACAUGAACCACAUGUUCUUCCGGGGCGAGCAGGCGUUCAGGGGCGAGAAGCUCCUAGCCGCGGUAAUGGCCCGCUCACCCGAGUUCUCGAGAGUUGGUAUCAGCAAGAUGCCAAGAGCCUGGCGUUGCCUGAAGGGAUGGAGGCGCCUGACUCCAGGGCGCUCCCGCAAGCCCGCUCCCCUGCCAGUCUGGUGUGGCAUCGCGGUGGAGUUCGCAAGGCGGGGCAUGCUGGCCAUGGGGCUCGCCGUGAUGAUCGGAGUCAGCUGUUACCUCAGGCCCUCGGAGCUCCUCAACCUUACCUCGGACAACCUGGUGGCUCCAGCGUCGCCUGUGUCGCAGUACUGGAGCCUCCUUUUGCAUCCUUCGGAGGGGGAGAAAAGGAGCAAGACGGGGGAUGCGGACGACUCGCUGAUCAUCGACUCAGCCUACAUGCUGCCGUGGGUGCACGACUUCCUCCAGGCCUUGAAGGACAAGGGCGGCCGGCUGUGGUCCUUCGACUAUCUCACCUUCUUGGCGGAGUUCAAGACUGUUGCCAAGAUGCUGGGCAUGCCGCACCUUGUACCCUACCAGAUGAGACACUCAGGGCCGUCGAUAGAUCGCCUCAAGCCGGACCGCAGCCAGGAGGAGUGUCAGAAGCGCGGGAGGUGGAAAAGCUGGAAGAGCCUCGUUCGCUACGAAAAGAGCGCCCGCCUCGGAAGCUUCUGGAACGAGCUUCCCGCCGACAUACAGGCGCACAUGCGCCUGUGCGAGGACCAGCUCGUCGAGUUCCUCUGGUCGCCCGAGCGUGAUGGCACCUACAUGGCCGACCUGUUCUCCGGCUCGGGCAAGGUUGCUCGAGCGGUGAUGCAACUGGGGUUCUCCGCCAAGGCCUGGGACAUCAUCCACGGCCCCCACCAUGACAUCACCGACCCGGCUGUGCUCAGGCUGCUGCUCUCGGACAUCCGUGACGGCAAGGUCUUCGCCGCCAUGAUUGCCCUCCC